AUGUCUGGCUCUCACAAUACCGAUUCCAUGUGUGUGGUAGUCAUCGCACAGCUGAGAUACCGCUCCUUCCUGGUGCCGUGGAACUUUUCAUCCCUUAUAUUACGGAUUCCGCUCGUUCCCGCGUUUUCGGCCGCUGGAUCUGAUCUCGACGGCGAGCAUUUGAGCAAUGGAGAGGAUGCAGAAAAGCCGGACCGACAGACCGGCAGGGGACGGGAAGAAAGCGGUGAGGCCGUCGUCCAAGAAGGGCGAAACAGCCAUAUCUCUACGUUCCGACGGGCAAACAGAUCCGUUCACCUAUGGCCUACGUUGGAUCCGCAUCAGCACAGCAGCAGGCCUCUGGCUCGCUCUCUUCUUCGCCUCGUGUAUCAAUCGCGACGACUCAGGCGGCGGAGGAGCCUCUUCCGCCAAUUUCCCGCUGCCAGGGAGGACUCGUGGUGGCAGUGGCGGCGGGAGCAGGAAGUUUUCCAGCCGCAGCAGCAGCAGCAGCAGCAGCAGCAGCAGCAGCAGUAG
This is a messenger RNA of Closterium sp. Yama58-4, 510 nucleotides long. The record is from the annotation of a GenBank genome assembly. Lineage: Eukaryota; Viridiplantae; Streptophyta; Zygnematophyceae; Desmidiales; Closteriaceae.